Myripristis murdjan (pinecone soldierfish) is the source of this 3424-nucleotide messenger RNA. Its product is annotated as deoxynucleoside triphosphate triphosphohydrolase SAMHD1-like. NCBI's taxonomy places the organism in Eukaryota, Metazoa, Chordata, Actinopteri, Holocentriformes, Holocentridae. The transcript has 24 exons. The record is from RefSeq and is a predicted model, not a curated record. Gene Ontology annotation, molecular function: dGTPase activity. Gene Ontology annotation, biological process: regulation of innate immune response; dGTP catabolic process; defense response to virus. Gene Ontology annotation, cellular component: nucleus. Bases 1 to 2601 code for a protein of 866 amino acids.
AUGGACGGUCAACAACCACUGAAGGUCUUUAAUGAUCCCAUCCACGGGCAUAUGGAGAUACACCCACUCCUUGUCAAAUUCAUUGACACUCCCCAGUUUCAAAGGCUACGAAACAUCAAGCAGCUGGGUGCAGCCUACUAUGUCUACCCUGGAGCAUCCCACAACCGUUUUGAACACUCCAUUGGAGUGGCGCACCUAGCAGGACAGUUUCUUCAAGCUCUGAGAGACCGGCAGCCAGACCUUAAAAUAUCUGAGGAAGACAUCUUUUGUGUGCAGAUCGCUGGUCUCUGCCAUGACCUUGGACAUGGGCCUUUUUCUCAUUUGUUCGAUGGAAAAUUGAUUCCUGAAGUACGGAAGCAAGAAAAGCAUUCAUCAAACGAUAAAGACGAAAAAUGGAGGCAUGAGGACGCUUCUAUAAUGAUGUUUGAUCACAUGGUGGAAGUUAAUGAGUUGAAGAAGGAGAUGGUGAAGUACAAGCUGGUUCUGGAUAAGGACCUUGAAUUCAUCAAGCAGCUGAUAGUUGGAUGCCCAGAUGGUGAAAAUCAGGGAAGAGGCAAGGACAAGUAUUUCCUCUAUGAAAUCGUGGCCAACAAAACCAAUGGCAUUGAUGUCGAUAAGUGGGACUACCUCGCCAGGGACUGCCAUCAUCUGGGCAUUCCCAUGAGCUUUGACUAUCAACGCUUCCUGAAGUUUGCCAGGGUGUGUGAGGUGGAUGGAAAGAAACACAUCUGCGUCAGAGACAAGGAAGCAGCAAAUCUGUAUGACAUGUUCUACAGAAGGUUCUCUCUCCACCAAAGAGCCUACCAGCACAGAGUGAACAACAUCAUAGAAUACAUGAUCACAGAGGCCCUUUUAGAGGCAAAUGAACACAUCAAGAUUGAAGGCUCCAAACAGAAAAAGCACAAACUUUCCGAAACCAUCGAUGACAUGAGCGCCUACACCAAGCUGACAGACAGCGUGUUUGAUCAAAUACUCAACUCCUCUGACGACAAUCUAAAGGGGGCAAGAGAGAUCCUCAACAAGAUUGUCCGUCGACAGAUCUACAAAUGUUUGGGCAAGAUUCCUAGCAAGGAAAAGGUGGGGGAAAUCAAAAAGAAGUGGGAAGAAGACAAAAAAACUCCAGACCUCCAGAAAUUUGUGCUCGAUGUUGUUACUCUGGAUUAUGGGAUGAAGGGUGAAAAUCCCAUUGAUAAAGUGUAUUUCUACAGCAAGAAGAAACCUGACAAACCAUACAGGAUAAGCAAGGAAGAGGUGUCCAAACUCCUCCCAGCUGACUUUAAUGAGACGUUCCUCAGGGUCUACUGGAAGGGUGAGCCUGAUGAUGAUGAGAGCCUGGAGACAGCCACAGACAAAUUUAACAAGUGGUGCACCAAAAACAAUUUCCCAUUGCUUCAGCACGAGGAGGCCUCUCUGGCCAUGUUUGACUACCUAGUUAGUGAUAACAGCCUAGAGCCAGUGAUGGAGGAACACGGCCUGGUUUUGCCUGAGGAUCUGAUCUUCAUCAAGGAGCAAAUCGCAGGACCACUGGGCACCAAAGGCCCUCUCAAUCAGUGGCCGUACAAGGGUCGAUCAGAGGACAAAUCUUUCCUCUAUGAAAUCGUGGCGAACAAAAGAAAUGGCAUUGAUGUCGAUAAGUGGGACUACUUUGCCAGGGACUGCCAUCACUUGGGCAUCCAGAAUAACUUUGACUAUCGCCGCUUCCUGAAGUUUGCCAGGGUGUGUGAGGUGGAUGGGCAGAAGCACAUUUGCACUAGAGACAAGGAGGUAGGCAAUCUGUAUGACAUGUUCCACACAAGAAACUGCCUCCACAGAAGAGCCUACCAGCACAAAGUGGGCCAUGUCAUAGAGAACAUGAUCACAGAGGCCUUUUUAAAAGCAGAUAAGCACAUCAAGGUUCAAGGCUCGGGAGGGAAAAUGUACACCCUUUCCACGGCCAUAGAUGACAUGGAGGCCUACACCAAGCUGACAGACCAUGUGUUUGAACAAAUACUCAACUCCCAUGUCCCUGAGUUGGCUGAGGCAAGAAAGAUUCUACACAACGUUGUGUGUCGACGCCUCUACAAGUGUGUUGGCCAGACUCAGGCUGAGAACCACAUUACUGACACCCAGGAAAUUUGUCGCCAUUGGGCAGGUGAUGUGGCCAAAUCUAAGCCUCAGAGUGGCAUCCAGGAUGUCAAUCUGCAGCCAGAGGACUUCAUAGUUAGUGUCAUUGAAAUGGACUAUGGCAUGAAAGGAAAGAACCCCAUCAAUAAUGUGCGUUUCUACUGCAAGAAUGACCCCACCAAAGCAAUCCAGAUACGCAAGAACCAGGUGUCUAAGCUUCUGCCAGAGCAGUUUGCAGAGCAGAUGAUCAGGGUCAUCUGUAAAAAAACUGAUGACAGGAGUCUGGAGGCAGCCAAGAAGCACUUUGUCCAGUGGUGCAUGGACAUGAACUUCUCAAAGCCUCAGGAUGGAGAUGUAAUUGCACCUGAGCUCACCCCUCUGAAAGCAGGCUGGUCAAACAACAAUGAAGGCGAGGAUGAUGAAGACGACGGCUGCAGACCAGUGAAUUGGGAAACGGUGAAUGGACAAAACAGAGCCAAAAAGCAGAUUCUCAAGUAAAGAUGAAGAGGGCAAACAAUACCUAGUUUUUUGACUGAGUAAUGAGACAGUCUCUUGUUACGUGGAAGUCAAAAUUAUAAUUUUUUGUGAGUGUUUAUCAGCACAGAGAGCUAAAAAUCAUGAGUACUAUUUGAAAGUUUCAAAAUUGCAUGCUCAGGGCCUGUACUUUUUUUGUAAAGGUAAAUUAGUAAAUUAUUUUUAGCCCAUUUUAUUUCAGGCCUCUCUUUUGUUGGCAGUUUUAUAUGUCACAUUUUAAAUUAUAUCCUCUUUUUAUAUUAUGCUACCACAAGCAACCCACUGUCAUGUAAUCACAUUUCCCUCUUUUCAUCUUUGCUCUGUAUUUUGAAUUCUAUAAUAACAUGGUUGCCUGAUUAUUAUCUGUCAUAAUCAUCCAUCAUAAUCACUCAGUUGGUUGUGGUUAAAGGUUGCUAUGAACUAUCAAUCAUGUUUAGCUACACUGUUUUACUCUGUUUUAAACUUCAGAGUAGUGUGUUUUUACAGCAUACAGAUUUCAGGGAAUUUCUAUUCAGGAUGCAUCUAUAUUCAUGCUGUUUUUUUUUAUUGCAUAAGUGCUUUAAACAGCAGGCUUAUCUAAUCAGCAGUCAAAGGAGGUCAUAAUGAACAAAUCCAUUUUGUGUGUUCCAGGGUGGUUAAUUGUUAGAGAGCAUUUCAGUGUAGUUGAGCCUUUAGUUUGUGGUUUGGGGAUUUAAAAAAAAAAUGUAAUACUGUUUGGUCUGAAAAUGUUAAUUUCAAGUUUGUUUACAACUUGUUUUUAAUUUGAAUGCAUUACUAUAGCUUAGAGUUUGUGGUUAUUUUGUGGUUU